Molecule: messenger RNA, 684 nt
Organism: Aspergillus ibericus CBS 121593
Lineage: Eukaryota; Fungi; Ascomycota; Eurotiomycetes; Eurotiales; Aspergillaceae
Exons: 1
Coding region: 102-527 (141 amino acids)
Source: RefSeq, a predicted model, not a curated record
AGCCUGACAGUUUUUGAAAAGAACUGACUAAUCGGGCAGGCAACACGCUGGGAAUUCAAGUUACGCCCUCGGCAGUGCGCCUCGUAAACAGAGGAGAAGCUAUGCCUUAUACGUGGCAUAUUAGUGAUCCUUCCAUCAAACCUCUCAUUGAGAAACCCAUGAGCAAGCACUCUGUAGGUGCAUAUAUGAAGCUCCACACGAAUGUUGGGCGUUCUUUCUGGGCUGUUCACUCUUAUAAUACUAGAAGGGGUUCAGAAAGCUCGGCCGCCCGUCCUCCUCCCACCGACAUAUCUCCCCCAGAUCGGGACUUAGGGGCCCAGGACGGGAGUGCGGAGCCUACAGUCCGCAAGCAGCUGCAAGACCUGCAUGAAGAUACGACGAGAUUGCUGGACCGCUUGGAACAGGCUAAGGCAAGAUUUCUCAAGCAGACAUGGGCCGAUGCUGAGUCUCAGAUGGAGAUAAUCAAGUCAAUAGUCCAAGAUGCACAGACGAUGAUUAAGAUGCACCAACGGCUGCUGCCAAGUUAAGUCUAGGGGAGACCUUUCCACCAUAUAUUCCACUUUCAUUCCAACGGCGGUUAUUGCAGGAUACAUUCAAAAUUGACCGGUUGAUUUAUUACGACUAUAAGCAGUCCAACGGGAGGUACUGGAAGGAGACUCAUAACCGCAAUAUGACGAACUGCCG